Molecule: messenger RNA, 6293 nt
Organism: Dreissena polymorpha
Lineage: Eukaryota; Metazoa; Mollusca; Bivalvia; Myida; Dreissenidae
Product: glutamine--fructose-6-phosphate aminotransferase [isomerizing] 1-like
Exons: 21
Coding region: 316-2427 (703 amino acids)
Biological process (GO): UDP-N-acetylglucosamine metabolic process; carbohydrate derivative biosynthetic process; protein N-linked glycosylation
Molecular function (GO): L-glutamine:D-fructose-6-phosphate transaminase (isomerizing) activity; carbohydrate derivative binding
Source: RefSeq, a predicted model, not a curated record
GCGUAACUCAAACACAACGAUUCGUCAAAACGACUAUACUAAGUAGCAAUCAAGUUUAGACUGUCGUUGCAGUACUCCGUCAUAUUAAUAUCUCUUUACAAACAAGACUGGGAUUCACCGUCUAUUUUUAGAUACAAAAAGGAAGUGGGUCAAUCGUAGUGAACCAUGUAUUAAGACAGAUAGCCAGUAUAGCUCUAGUAUAUAAACGUUUUAUGUGUAACGUGUCGUUUUAUUGCAUUUCUAAAGGGAGCGCAUAACAAUAACUGAAGUUCAAAACGAAAUUACCUGUUCGAAACCAAUCAAGAAAACUUCAAAAUGUGUGGUAUAUUUGCAUACCUCAACUACCUGGUUCCGGCCACACGCAAGCAGAUCCUUGACAUUCUGAUAGAGGGUCUGAAGCGUAUGGAAUAUCGAGGCUAUGACUCGGCAGGUGUUGCAUUUGACAUCAGUGAGGAGACGAACAACAAAUCAGCCAUUAAACUGGUGAAGAAACGAGGAAAGGUCAAGGAAUUGGAGGCAGCUCUUGAAAAUCAGAACGGCCUGUCCUACACCAAGGAGUACGACAUCCACUGUGGCAUCGCCCACACCCGCUGGGCAACCCACGGUGAGCCCAAUGAGGUCAACAGCCAUCCGCAGAGGUCAGACGAGAACAAUGAAUUUGUUGUGGUACACAAUGGGAUCAUUACAAACUACAAGGACAUUAAAGCCUUUUUGGAAAAGAAGGGCUUUGUGUUUGAGUCUGAGACAGACACAGAGGUGAUUGCCAAGCUGGCCAAGCAUGUGUUCGACUCUGACAACCACGAGGGCUCUUUCAGAGAGAUCAUUGAGAUCGUUGUGCAGCAGCUGGAGGGUGCCUUUGCCCUGGUAAUUAUGAGCACUCACUUCCCGGGCGAAUGUGUGGCAACACGCCGCGGCAGCCCAUUGGUGAUAGGCAUGAAGAGCAAGGCCAAACUCUGCACAGACCAUAUCCCUGUCUUCUACAGCAAAGGAAUAGGAUUGAAACAGUUAAAUGAAAAAGGAGACAAUAGAGGGUACAUGGCAGGGCUGGCCCCUAACAGGAUGUUCUCAGAGUCAGAGUACCACACGGUGGGCCCCGAGAAGGAAGUGGAGUACUUCUUUGCCUCUGAUGCCAGUGCCAUUAUUGGCCACACAAACCAAGUGAUAUACCUUGAAGACGAUGACGUUGCCGCGGUAACAAAAGGAUGCCUCACACUUCACCGCAUAAAACGCGCGACCCUUGGCGAGGGGGGACUGAACAACGACCGCAAACCUAAUCUGCAGCCAUCCAUACGCAAAGUGCAGACCAUUCAACUGGAGUUGCAGCAGAUCAUGAAAGGUAAUUACAGCACGUUCAUGCAGAAGGAGAUAUUUGAGCAGCCCGAGUCCGUCGUGAACACAAUGAGAGGACGUGUGAACUUUCAGGAGAACAAAGUAACACUGGGAGGUCUCAAGGACUACAUCGCGGAAAUCAAGCGCUGCAGACGACUGCUGUUUAUUGCCUGCGGGACCAGCUUCCAUAGCGCUGUAGCGACCCGUCAGCUGCUGGAGGAGCUUACUGAGCUGCCAGUGAUGGUGGAGCUGGCCAGUGACUUCCUGGACCGGAACACUCCAGUCUUCAGAGACGACGUCUGCUUCUUCAUCAGCCAAUCAGGUGAGACUGCUGACACGCUGAUGGCGUUGAACUACUGCAAGAAGCGAGGGGCGCUGAUUGUGGGUAUAACCAACACUGUGGGGAGCACGAUCUGCAGGGAGUCCCACUGUGGUGUGCACAUCAACGCCGGCCCUGAGAUUGGUGUGGCCAGUACUAAGGCCUACACAAGUCAGUUCAUCUCCCUGGUGAUGUUUGGACUGAUGAUGUGUGAUGACAGGAUCUCGAUGCAAGAAAGGCGCAAGGAGAUUAUCCAAGGCCUCAAGAAAUUGCCUGAACAAAUCAAGGAGGUCCUUGCCAUUGAUGAUGAGGUGAAGAAGCUGGCAGAGGAGAUGUACAAAGAGAAGUCUCUACUGGUCAUGGGCCGAGGCUACAACUAUGCCACAUGUCUCGAGGGCGCUCUGAAAAUCAAGGAGUUGACCUACAUGCACUCUGAGGGAAUCCUGGCCGGGGAGUUGAAGCACGGUCCACUGGCUCUGGUGGACAAGGCCAUGCCAGUUCUGUUCAUUGUCACGAGGGAUGGCGUGUACUCGAAAUGCAUGAAUGCUCUCCAACAAGUGAAAGCCAGACAUGGUGAACCUGUGAUAAUCUGUAAUGUCGACGACACAGACACGAUUGCUCAUGCAAACAGACAUGUCACUGUGCCGCAUACAAUCGAUUGCCUACAAGGCAUUCUUACUGUGAUACCCAUGCAACUGCUAUCGUUGCACAUCGCGACAUUGAAAAAGUGUGAUGUGGAUUGUCCAAGAAACCUAGCAAAGAGUGUCACCGUGGCUUAAACAUCUGGGGGCUACUGCUGUAUAAGGUGAUGAAUAAAUCCGUGUUGACCAGCCAAGAGCCCUGCUGAAAGUGCACGCCAAUUAGUUGUCAUGGUGACAUCACCUGGGACCAUGUUUUGCCUAUCAUCAAUGCUUGCCUUGUUACCUUAGCACUGGUUGCUAAGCAUGUAUUGAUCAAAGACAAUAGGAGUGUAUAUCAUCAUAUAUAAUUAUGUAUUUAUGAGCAUAAUUAUAUGUUGAAUCAUUAGCCUUUAAGUUGCAAUUAUGUGAUUUGUUUUUUCUAUCAUGAAUGGUUAUUUAUAAUUUUCAAUUUUAGAAGACGCAUAUGGUCAUCUUUCAUAUUAAAAUAUAUGUUGUACAAUCACAUGUUGCUCAAAACUGCUUUAUAAUACAAACCAAAUGCAAAUUUAUAGUUAAUUAUUGUAUCAAGUAGACACUUUUCUACAUUUACUCCAUAUUCUUUUUCCAAGAGUUGUUCAAUUUUUUUUUGUUUUAAAUCAGGAUAUUUCCAUUCAGGUUUGAGGUCAAAUUUGACCGUUUUGUUUCAGUGCAUUUUUUCUUUUACAAAUGACGAAAAAAAUCCAUUAUUUCUACAUUUUCUUCUGAUGUUGCCAGUUAACAGUCUUUUAACAGGGUUAGAUUAUUCACACUUUUAAUAGAGAUUUUAUAAACCUUGUUUGUUAGGAGAUUUUACGUUUUUGUUUUUGUUGUGUAAACAUUUAUGAGUUAAGUAUAUUGAAUUACAAACCGGUAAUUUGUGUCUGGGGGAAAAUUUGUAUGGUGGUGAAUAUAUAAUGAGUUUAUGUUAUUUAACAAAUAUCAUGUUGUAUAUUAAUUUAUGCUGUAUGUCUAAAGUAGAUAGACAUUUUUAGUUGUAGCCUUCUAAAAUAAAUUGCUUGUAUUUCAUUUUUAUAUAUCAAAAUCGUUGCAGUUUGAGUUUACAAAGCGUUGACAUUUAUAGCGUUGCAAUAAACAGUAGUGCGAAUGUUUAAUUAAGUGUGAUAUACAAUGUUCACUUUAAAGACAGACUGACAUCACAUAGAUUGUUAAAUGAUUCAUUUUGAUUCGCUUUUCAACCUAUACACAUAAAUAACAUUAAUAUAAAUAAUAUAAAUACAAAUUAUUUCUUAUUAUUCUUAAAGGGACCUUUUCACAGAUUUUGGCAUGUUUUGAAGUUUGUCAUUAAAUGCUUUAUUUUUAUAAAUGUAAACAUUGGAUCUUAAAAGCUCCAGUAAAAUAUCAAAAAUAAAAUUAAAAAAGAAAAGAAAAAAAGGUAACCCUCAGCAGGGCUCGAACCACUGACCAUUGGUGUCCUGGAGUAAAAAGUCUACUACUUAGACCACUCGGCCAUCCUUUCGGAUACAAUGACAUAUGUAUGUUAUACUUUAUAUAAGCAAUCCUCGUAGUUUCACAAAAUAUAACGACAACAACAGAACUCUCCAAAUUAUUAAUUCGUUUCGCGUUGCAACGCUUUAUAAUUUUCUGGAUUUUAAAUCAUCAAAAGAUGCAUAUUAUGGCUAUUUUAGAGCAUGGUAAAUGUGCAGUAUUACUGUUUCCUCACAAAUAUCAUAACUAAAACGAAAAUAUGCGAAUCUGAAAAAAACUUUUUUCAAUUUUGUCAAUUUACCCAAUCGUGAAAAGGCCCCUUUAAAUGCAAAUGUAGAUCUGCUUAUAAAUCUGUACAAAAAAAUAAUUGAUUUAUAAAAUUCAAAUUUGUUAUACAGAACGUUCAAGAAUUCCAAUAAUAAUGUGUUAUACAGAACAUUCAAGAAUUCCAAAAAAAAAACUCAUGAUCUUGUGUCCAAAAUUUUGGAAACAUUACAAAAGAAGAUGGUGUUGAACAUACAUUUAAAUGAGCCAGUCUGUGAGCCAGUCUGUAGAGAACACUGGGCUUAAUGCAUGUGCUUAAAGUAUCAUCCUAGACUGGAUUUUUGUUAACCCUUUGCAUGCUGGGAAAUUUGUCAUCUGCUAAAAUGUUGUCUGCUGAAUUUCUAAAAUUAGCAUUUUCUUCGAUUUUUUUCAAAGAAUAUUAUCAGAAUAGCAAACAGUUUGGAUCCUGAUGAGACGCCACGUUCUGUGGCGUCUCAUCUGGAUCCAAACUGUUUGCAAAGGCCUUCAAAAUUCGGUUCCCGCACUGAAAGGGUUAAGAAGAGAAUUUAUUUAAAUGAAAGAAUCCAUACAAGUUGAGUGUUGCCCCUGAUUAGCUAGCCUGUUGGCACUGCAGGCUAAAUUUGGGACAAUUCUUAAUGCACAUGCUUUAGUCCCAGUUUUCUCAGGAACAAGCUCUAAUAGUUGCAGCACUUGUUAGCCUGAUGUGAUUUGCCCAGUAUAUCCAUACAUCCCUAUGUAAUACAAUGUACAAAGGUGUUUUAUUUCAGUGUCGAAACCAUGAUUCUUCUUUGCGGCACACUUGUUUCCAGUUGUCUAACAUGAUAUCAGGUCAAUUGUCACUUAAGUGUUAGUAACCUAUGGAAGUAUUUCUUUAAUUUGUUUUCAUCAUAGUAACAGUUAAUCAUAAGAAAUUAAUUCUCACAUUGUAAAAUCUCACAUACCAAAUUCUCACACUAUGAAAUCUCAAAUUGUGAAAUCUCAGCCCAAAAUGUGUGUUCAAUUCUGUUUUGUGUGUGAUUGAAAUAUGAUGAGUAGACAUUUACCCUUUACAAAAUAUUUUGAUGUUUGACCUAUGCAUCCGAUACAGACAUGUUUACCAGAUAUGACAGUUUCAUACUAAAUUAUUUGGCGGACUAAUGCCAUUUUAAAAAUUAACAUUUGUGUGUUGAAAGAAACUAAAAUGCUGUUUAGAUGCAUUUCAAAUCUAUCAACAUAAUUUUUUUAUUAUAUAUCAUUAAUUAGGAAAUUAACUACAUAUUUGGAUAAUGCGGUUGGUUGAAGAUGCACUGUUAACUUCUUUAUUAUGAAAGGGUUUUGGGUUCAAAAUGAUUGUGAAGUGUUGUUCUUGUAUUAAUAUUUGGUCGCUUAAACUUAAAGGAAGUUAACAUAAUUUUUAACCAGGUUUUCAGAAGGAAAAAACUGGUUAUUAGAUUGGCGAAUGUGGGCGGGCUGGCGGGCUGGCUGGCGGGCGGGCGGAACAAGCUUGUCCGGGCCAUAACUAUGUCGUUCAUUGUCAGAUUUUAAAAUCAUUUGGCACAUUUGUUCACCAUCAUUGGACGGUGUGUCGCGCGAAAUAAUUACGUCGAUAUCUCCAAGGUCAAGGUCACACUUUGAGUUCAAAAUGGCCAUAAAUGAGCUUGUCCUGGCCCUAACUAUGUCAUUCAUUGUGAGAUUUUAAAAUCAUUUGGCACAUUUGUUCACCAUCAUGGGACGGUGUGUUGCACGAAAGAAUCACGUCAAUAUCUCCAAUGUCAAGGUCGCCACGACUAAAAAUAGAUUUUUUUUUAAAACAAACUUACAAAGGGGGUUUAUUUUGUUUGUUCAUUUCAAAAGUUCAGUUUGAGUUUUCUCCCUUUAUCAGAUUUUCUUUUCACAAUGAAAACCUGGUUUUGUGACAAUUUUGUCCCUUGUUUCGAUAUAUCCAACCACUUGUUUGCUUUUGCAAAUUUUUGAUUGCUCAAAAUGAAUACAAUAUUUUGUCACAAGAAGUUUAAUUUUGCUUAUGCAAUAUUUAUUCUGAUGUUGUUUUCCUGCUUAUUUACUUAACAGAACAAAUUGACUUUUUUAGGGCAGGCAAAAGAUUAAAUGUUAUGCUUGCCAUUAGCCUCUUUGUACUUUUCAAUUAAUUUAAUAAUGUAGAAUUAGCUAGGGGUGAUGUAACAUAUAUUUAUUUCAUCAUUAUACAUAUUCCUUAUUAAACUGAGAUAUGUUUACAACUGGCAAACUAAUAAAUAAAUAAGUUGGGUUAAAACAGU